This is a messenger RNA of Lotus japonicus, 1378 nucleotides long. Its product is annotated as septum-promoting GTP-binding protein 1. Gene Ontology annotation, molecular function: GTPase activity; GTP binding. The transcript is spliced from 6 exons. The coding region runs from base 124 to 969 and encodes 281 amino acids. The record is from RefSeq and is a predicted model, not a curated record. Lineage: Eukaryota; Viridiplantae; Streptophyta; Magnoliopsida; Fabales; Fabaceae.
UUUGUUUUUCAUGGCCUAAGUGUUUGCUCUUGUGUUGUGGCCAUCCACAUUCCAUUCUCAUUUCUCACACUCUCUCUAUCUCACUUUUCCUUAAUUUCUCAGAAACAAAAAUAAAAACAUAACAUGCCUCAGUUAUGCCGGGAAGUUGGUAACUCCACCACGCUCCGGCGGCGGUUUCACCACCGUGUCUCGUUGCUCCGGCGAUGUAUCCUCCGUGUCCUCCACCAUUUUCUUGUCUGCUCUGGGAGGAAGCCUACCAAUGCUGCCUAUAGGAUGCUGCAUCCGCAUGUGGCAUUGCCUUCUCCGUCGCCGCCGCCGGAUUUUUCUGCUGUUGAGGCUGGCCUUGGAGGGGUGCUGGUUGCGCCUCCGCCUGUGUUUCAUACUCAUGAUUUUGAAUCUGAUUUGGUUUCCCUCAAAAUCAGCUUGUUGGGUGACUGCCAAAUCGGAAAAACCAGCUUUUUGGUGAAGUAUGUUGGGGAUGAAAAAGAGCAGGGAGAAUUGCAGAGGAAAGGGCUAAAUCAGAUGGACAAAACUUUGGUUGUGGAAGGGGCACGUAUAUCCUAUUGUAUCUGGGAAGUACAAGGGGAUGGAAAAACAGAUGACCAAAUGCCAAUUGCUUGCAAGGACUCUGUGGCAAUUUUGAUUAUGUUUGAUCUAACAAGUCGAUGCACAUUAAACAGUGUUCUGGGAUGGUACAAAGAAGCAAGGAAAUGGAAUCAGACUGCAAUUCCAGUGUUGAUAGGAACCAAAUUUGAUGAUUUCAUUCAGCUCCCAAUUGAUCUGCAAUGGACCAUCGCCAGUGAGGCAAGAACAUAUGCAAAGGCCCUCAAUGCCACUCUAUUCUUUUCCAGUGCAACUUACAACAUCAAUGUGAACAAGAUCUUCAAGUUCAUCACUGCGAAGCUCUUUGACCUGCCAUGGACAGUGGAAAGGAAUCUAACUGUUGGGGAGCCCAUCAUUGAUUUCUGAACUGUAGAUUACAUGAUAGCACAUAUGUUUUUGUUGCUUCAAAGUGUUCAAAAGUCAACCGGGUCACAAGAUGUUAGUCAACCUCACACUCUUGGGGCGAUCGAGUUGUUAGAUUUAAACAUGUCACUUCCGAUGAGGAAUAAAAUGCAAGUGACAAAUAAAAGAAAUGGAAAAUGCAGGAGAGGACUAAGGUUACCAGCAUAUAAAAAGCAGAGCUUGUGCAUCAUUGAGUACAUAAAUUAGUCAAUGAUGUUCUUGUCUUGCUAUGGAGGAAUUGCUCUUUGAAGUGUCAAAAGUACUUAGAAAAUGAGAUGAUGAGGUCUCUUAGCAUGUUUGUUUGAAUCAGUUUCUAUUUCUUCAGAAUUAAUUCGAACAUUCAAAAACUACUCCUGGAAAAAGGAUUUUCAAA